Protopolystoma xenopodis is the source of this 483-nucleotide messenger RNA. NCBI's taxonomy places the organism in Eukaryota, Metazoa, Platyhelminthes, Monogenea, Polystomatidea, Polystomatidae. The record is from the annotation of a GenBank genome assembly.
AUGGCUGCCUUUCACUACUCUGGACAAGUGGAGAACUUUGACUAUGCUGUGCCCAGACCUUAUGACCCACACUUUCCUGUUCGCCACGGGGCCGAACAAUCAGGGCUUGAGGCUGGCUUCGGUGGCAUGGAAACAGAUAUGGUGGAUGCUGAUCCCCGCCUGGGGAUACCAGAACCCAUCGAAACGAACGACGCAGCAGUCAAUGGCGGUUUUGGCCGAUUUGCCAAUGACGAGUACCUCCGAUCGCCUGAAGACAUGACUGAAGAUGAGUACCGCGAUUGGAUAAAUCGGCAGUUCAAAUGCAUCUUCGCGCCCUACGAGAAACAGGGUGGCAUACCCGUGCAACAGGCAUUAAUAAUGUUUCAAUACAAUGACUACGGCCUACCGAAAGAACGAAGGCAUCACCUCUUCCUCAAGAUGGAUGCCAACAAAGAUGGGCGCAUCAAUUAUGAGGUGGGUGUAUGCAAAUUUGUCUCUUGCUAG